AUGGAUAUGUCACAAAGAAGAAUACGCCACAACGGCGUUAAUGGAACCUAUGCUAUUGAGAAUGAUGUGGAUGCCUCGCCCGGUCGAAACAGUCACGCGGUACAGGCGACGGUCGACCGUCAUCAAGCUACUGUACCAAAGAAACCGAAAAGAAGUAAAAUGAGGAUCGCCACUUGGAACUUUAGAACAAUGUAUAAAACAGGAAAAAAGCAGAAUGUGGAGAAUGAGAUGGGGAGGUUGAAUGUGAAUGUAUUGGGUCUCAGUGAAGUGAGAUGGCCAGUAGUUGGAUGUGUUGAGACACGGACAGGAGGAGGUUUUAUUUACUCUGGAAGUCAGACAAAUGAGAGAGGGGUAGGGGUGAUGCUAGAUAAAAUGAUGAAAAAAUGUCUAAUUGGAUACUGGGCUGUAUCAGACAGAGUUAUUGUAGUGCGCUUAAAAGGUAUCCCUUUCAACAUCUGCAUUACACAAGUAUAUGCACCCACAUCUGAACAUGACGAAGAGGAAGUAGACCAAUUUUAUUCCGAAGUAAAUCAAGCAAGAGAACAAUGCAAAGAACAUGAGGUUAUAAUAAUGAUGGGUAACCUUAAUGCUACAGUUGGACUAGGAAGAACGGGAAACAUUGUAGGUCCACAUGGAUUGGGACAAAGAAAUGAGAGAGGUGAUAGGUUUGUUGACUGGUGUUUAGAGAAUGAAAAAGUAAUAGCAAACACAUGGUUCAGUCAUCAUCCAAGAUAUCUCUGGACAUGGAAAAGUCCUGGUGACAGAGCUAGAAAACCAGAUAGAUUAUAUAACAAUAAACGAGAGAUUUAG
This is a messenger RNA of Scylla paramamosain (green mud crab), 810 nucleotides long. RefSeq names its product craniofacial development protein 2-like. The record is from RefSeq and is a predicted model, not a curated record. Gene Ontology annotation, biological process: chromatin remodeling. Lineage: Eukaryota; Metazoa; Arthropoda; Malacostraca; Decapoda; Portunidae. Bases 1 to 810 code for a protein of 269 amino acids. The transcript has a single exon. Gene Ontology annotation, cellular component: nucleus.